Molecule: messenger RNA, 1094 nt
Organism: Camelina sativa (false flax)
Lineage: Eukaryota; Viridiplantae; Streptophyta; Magnoliopsida; Brassicales; Brassicaceae
Source: RefSeq, a predicted model, not a curated record
AUGGUAGAAAUUGAGAACAUGGACGAAGUAUUUGCUGGAUUAUUCUUCGUUCCAGCAAUAAGCGAGGCUACUCCCACAACGAGUACACAACCAAGUCUAGACCCAUUGCCAGAGUCAUUAACAAUACCACAAUAUCCACCUGACGUGAUAAAUAUUGUUCAACAAACCGAAGAAGGAAACAAUGGAUAUGCAUGUCAGCAGCCAUUGAUUGAUUCUUUUGAGUUACCAAAUCAUCUUCAAGAUCAGUUUCUAUCACCACCUGUACCAGAAAAUUACCCGUCGUAUCCGGCGUACCAACAUGGUCCGAUUGGUUCACAUUUCAACAUGUACGAACAGCAGCCACCUCCAAGAAAUUUAACAAACAGAGAAGACGAACAUCUCCCCCCAAGGAUGGUUACAGAUUUGGUUAUGAAUGAUUCUCAACAAAAUCAAAUUUCUAUGAUUCCUCCUCAACCUCGAAUGCUGUCGAGCUCGACUAGGACUUGUCCUCUACAAAAUCAAAAUUCUAUGAUGCCUCCUCCAUCUCAAGUGUCUUCGAGCUCUACUUGGACUCCUCAACAAAAUCAAAUACCUAUGCGUCGUCUUCAAUCUCAAAUGCCAAGGUCUACUACUACUAGGACUCAUCUUUUACAAAAUCAAAUUUCUGUGACCUCUCCACAACUUCAAAUACCAUCGAUUUCUACCAGACAAGUGCUAUUCUGGGGCAUCGAAGAAGAAAUGAUCAAAAUCAAUUUGUGCAUGGAGAAUCAUCAUUGCCUGCCCAAAGAAAGAGGAUCGUCUUGCCAGUAAGCAAUGUUGAUUCAAAUGCAGCCAGUCCUCCCGUUGAACAUAGGCAUCAUGGCAACGCGCAUGAGUUGGUAGGUCAGCCUUUUCCGAGCUUUAGACAACCUCAACAAGAGACUUCUACACAUCCAUGCACAAACUCAUUGACUACUCCCCUACAGACCAGUACUAUUCUGGGGCGUCGAAAAAUAAAUGAUCAAAAUCAGUUUGUGCAUGGAGAAGGAGAACCAUCAUCGGCUGCCCAAAGAAUGAGGAUCCUCUUGCCAAAAAGCAAUGUCGAUUCAAAUGUAGCCAUUCCUGGUGAACAAAGG